AGUGAUGAGUUAAGACGUGUAUUUACCAAACUCUAGCUCUUGUUGCAGUGCUUCCUUUUGUUUUGUUUUCUGUGAGUAAGAUCAAAACUCUCAUGUGGAAGGAGACAGUAGCUGCAUGUUAAUGACAAUAACAUGAUUGAAUCGUCGUUCAAUCCCAAACAAAAAUGAAGAAAAUAUUGGUUUGAUCCAUGAUAACAGAGGGAAAUAACGCUUUGAACUUGCCUUAUGUUCCAACUAUUUUACGAUAUGCUUUUCAUAAAAAGGUAAAAUGCCAGAAACAAUAUUGUAAGGCUCUGAAUUACCCUCCUUUGAUUCUUUCUUUCUUUUGUUUUCUUACAGGGUGAAAUUCUGGAGUGCUGCCUUUUGCUUUGAGAAGUCAUUGUUUAAAGGAAAAGAUCACAAGAUAAGAAUCUUUUGCCUUGUGAAACUCCAAAUGCUGUACAGCUAGGAUUUUGAAGAGAUUGGGCAAGGAACAAAUUCUUGCCUUCUCUGUUCAACUCAUAUUAUGUUCUUUUCUUCUUUUUAAUGUUCUUCACUUCAAGCCCAAGUUAGAUUAAUUUUCUUUAUUCCAAAGAGUGAGAAAUUGUUUGGUCCUUCUGUAUAUCUAUUUUCCAUAACCAAUCUUGUGUUUCCAUUAAAAUUCCCUGCUCACUUUUGAAGUCCUUCUGCAGUUCUCUUUCCCAUAACCAAUCUCGUGUCUCCUUUAAAAUUUCCUGAUCAUAUUUGAAGCCCUUCUUCACUUCUCUUUUCCAUUAACAAUCUUGUGUUUCCGUUAAAAUUUCCAUUCUCAUCUCCAUAACCAAUCUUGCGAUUUCGGUUGUUACCAAGACCCAGAUUUUCCAAAGCAAAACAGGCCAUGGCUGAAGCAAUUGUUUCUGCUCUUGUGAGUCCAAUCCUGGAGAACUUGAGCUUGCAGGCUCUUAAAGAGGCUGGGCUUGCUUGGGGCCUUGACACCGAGCUUGAGAAUCUCAAAAGCACCUUCGCAAUUGUUCAAGCUGUGCUCCAGGAUGCAGAGGAGAAGCAAUGGAAGACCAAGGCUUUAGAGAUUUGGUUAAGACGCCUCAAGGAUGCAGCUUAUGAUGUUGAUGAUGUGCUGGAUGACUUUGCAAUUGAAGCUCGAAGGCAUCGGCUGCAAAAAGAUCUAAAAAAUCGACUACGAUCCUUCUUUUCUCUUGAUCAUAAUCCACUUAUUUUUCGAUUGAAAAUGGCGCAUAAGUUGAAAAAUGUGAGAGAGAAACUGGAUGUCAUUGCCAAUGAGAACAAAAAGUUCGAGCUAACAACACGAGUUGGGGACGUAGCAGUAGAUACCUACGAUGGGCGGCAUACAAGCAACAUCCUGAAUGAAUCAAGCUCAGUCGUGAAUGAAUCAGAAAUUUACGGAAGAGGCAAGGAGAAAGAGGAACUAAUCAACAUCCUGCUCGCUGAUGCAGACGAUCUCCCUAUUUAUGCUAUAUGGGGAAUGGGGGGGCUCGGGAAAACAACACUUUCACAAAUGGUCUACAAUGAAAAAAGGGUUAAACAACAUUUCAGUUUGAGGAUCUGGGUGUGCGUAUCUACUGAUUUCGAUGUAAGAAGAUUAACAAGAGCCAUCAUAGAUUCCAUUGAUGGUGCUUCAUGUGAUAUUCAAGAAUUGGAUCCCCUGCAACGACGCCUCCAACAAAUGUUAACUGGAAGGAGGUUUUUGCUUGUACUAGAUGAUGUGUGGGAUGAUUAUACUGAUUGGUGGAGUCAAUUGAAGGAGGUAUUAAGCUGUGGAUCUAAAGGUAGUGCUGUGUUAGUAACUACGCGUAUUGAGAUGGUUGCUUUUAGAAUGGCAACAGCUUUUGUCAAGCACAUGGGUAGAUUGUCUGAAGAAGAUUCCUGGCAUUUGUUUCAACGGCUUGCAUUCGGGAUGAGAAGGAAAGAGGAGCGGGCACACCUGGAAGCCAUUGGAGCAUCAAUAGUGAAGAAGUGUGGUGGUGUUCCUUUAGCUAUGAAGGCACUCGGGAACCUCAUGCGGCUAAAAGAUAGUGAAGAUCAGUGGAUAGCUGUCAAAGAAAGUGAGAUUUGGGAUCUAAGAGAAGACGCAAGCGAGAUCUUACCUGCUUUGAGGUUGAGUUACACUAAUCUAUCACCACAUUUGAAGCAAUGCUUUGCGUAUUGCGCUAUAUUUCCAAAAGAUGAGGUGAUGAGGAGGGAGGAGCUGAUUGCUUUGUGGAUGGCAAAUGGCUUUAUUUCUUGCAGAAGAGAAAUGGAUUUGCACGUCAUGGGCAUUGAGAUAUUCAAUGAACUAGCGGGAAGGUCAUUUCUGCAAGAGGUCGUGGAUGAUGGAUUUGGCAACAUAACAUGUAAAAUGCAUGAUCUUAUGCAUGAUCUUGCACAAUCCAUUGCAGCACAAGAAUGCUAUAUGAGUACAGGAGGCGAUGGGCAGUUGGAAAUUCCUAAAACUGCCCGUCAUGUAGCUUUUUAUAACAAAUCAGUAGCUUCGUCUUCUGAAGUUCUCAAGGUCCUAUCACUUCGCUCACUUCUUGUGAGGAAUGAACUGUAUGGGUAUGGAGGGGGAAAGAUUACUGGUCGAAAACAUCGAGCCUUGAGUUUAAGAAAUAUCCGGGCCAAGAAAUUGCCGAAGUCAAUUUGUGAUUUGAAACAUCUAAGGUAUCUGGAUGUGUCAGGCUCCUGGAUCAAAACACUGCCUGAAAGUACAACCUCUCUCCAAAACCUCCAGACACUAGAUCUGAGACGUUGCAGUGAACUCAUCCAAUUACCAAAAGGUAUGAAGCACAUGAAAAGUCUUGUCUAUCUUGAUAUAACGGGUUGUUAUUCACUUCGAUUUAUGCCUGUUGGAAUGCGACAGUUGAUAUUCCUACGAAAACUUACCCUGUUCAUUGUGGGUGGGGAGAAUGGUCGUCGCAUAAGUGAGCUGGAAGGGCUGAAUAAUCUUGCUGGUGCAUUGAGUCUCGCAGAUCUUGUGAAUGUUAAGAAUUUAGAAGACGCUAAAAGUGCCAAUUUGAAGUUGAAGAAAGCUCUUUUAUCACUGACUUUAUCUUGGCAUUCGAAUGGAUGUUACCUUUUUAACUCUUGGUCAUUUUUGGCACCACAAGAAAGAAAGAGUAUUGUUAUUCAGGGAAAUAACGAGGAGGUCCUUGAAGGGCUUCACCCUCAUUCAAAUCUGAAGAAGUUGAAGAUAUGUGGAUAUGGAGGUUCAAGACUUCCUAAUUGGAUGAUGAACUUGAACAUGACGCUACCAAAUCUGGUAGAGAUGGAGCUAUCAACAUUUCCCAACUGUGAACAACUUCCACCAUUGGGGAAACUGCAGUUCCUCAAGAGUCUUGUAUUGCAUGGAAUGGAUGGUGUGAAGAGUAUUGGCAGUAAUGUGUAUGGAGAUGGGCAAAAUCCAUUCCCAUCUUUGGAGACGCUGACUUUCGAUUCAAUGGAAAGAUUAGAGCAAUGGGCUGCGUGUACUCUUCCUCACCUUCAAGAAUUGAAGAUAGCUUAUUGCCUUGUGUUGAACGAGAUACCAAUUAUACCCUCCGUCAAAAAAUUAGACAUCCAAGGAGGUAAUGUUUCAUUAAUGAUGUCAGUUAGGAAUCUCACUUCUAUCACCUCCCUUUAUAUAAGACAGAUUCCAAAUGUGAGGGAGCUUCCUGGAGGGUUUUUGCAAAAUCAUACCCUACUUGAAAGCUUAAAAAUUGAUUAUCUGCCAGAUCUGGAGUCUUUGUCUAAUAAGGUAUUAGAUAACCUUUCUGCUCUUAAAAGCUUGACGAUUUGGUGCUGUGAUGAACUUGAAAGCUUGCCAGAGGAAGGUCUUCGGAACCUCACUUCCUUGGAGGUUUUGGAGAUACGUUGUUGUGGAAGAUUAAAUUGUCUGCCAAUGAAUGGGCUGUGUGGCUUAUCUUCUCUUCGUAAGUUAUUUGUUGGAUAUUGUGAUAAAUUCACAUCUCUAUCUGAUGGAGUGCAACAUCUGACGGCACUUGAGGAUUUGGAUCUUAGUCAGUGUCCAGAGGUGAAUUCAUUGCCAGAGAGUAUCCAACAUCUCACUUCUCUCCGAUCUCUACGUAUACGAGACUGCAAGGGAUUAGCUUCUUUGCCAAAUCAGAUUGGAUAUCUCACACCCCUUUCACGCUUGGAGAUUGGGUUUUGCCCUAACGUGGAGUCUUUGCCAGAUGGGGUGCAGAGUCUCAGCAACCUCAUCUCGUUGAUAAUUGACAAUUGUCCAAAAUUGAAGAAGAGGUGUCAGAAAGAGAGAGGAGAGGACUGGCCUAAGAUAGCUCACAUCCCAAAGAUUAUAAUAUACUAAAAAUGAAGAUAAUUUCAAGUACCCUUCAAGAGGACCAGCUACACUGCUAAGGUUGAUCUCUUUUACUGGUCAGAACCACAGGAAAUCUUUACUGUGUGGCCUCUGGAUAGAAAAUUCAGGAGAUGAUCGUGCUAUGAGGAUUCAGAUGGAGAUGAAGCUGACAAUUAUAUAUGUAUGAAUAGUAUUGGAUGGUUUUCAUUUUAAUAUGUGUUUGUGUUCGAACAUAUAAAAGGUCCUAUGAUUUCUGGAGUGUGGCCCAACUUGUCAGAGCAAUACUAUGAUUUCUGUUCAAGUGUUGUCUGAAUAAAUAUAUUUAUGGGCUGGUUUUAGUGGCCACACAUUACCCAUCCA
Populus euphratica (Euphrates poplar) is the source of this 4627-nucleotide messenger RNA. Its product is annotated as putative disease resistance protein RGA1. The record is from RefSeq and is a predicted model, not a curated record. Gene Ontology annotation, molecular function: ADP binding. The transcript is spliced from 3 exons. The coding region runs from base 857 to 4276 and encodes 1139 amino acids. NCBI's taxonomy places the organism in Eukaryota, Viridiplantae, Streptophyta, Magnoliopsida, Malpighiales, Salicaceae.